AUGCCGUCUCUACUAGAUGCUCUCCGACAACGGAGCGCUGUCGACUGCGAUACACUGGACAGCGAAGUGACCAAAAGUCUAGGACCUUUCGUUGAUUGCACUUCAAACCAGGCUAUCGCAUAUUUCGAGCUUAACAAGCCUGCGGCGAAUGAUAUUGGCCUAUACCAUGAGUCGCUGAUAAGAGAAAGCAUAGACCAGUCCAUGGGCAACCUGGGUGAGAUCCGAGGCCAAGUAGCUUUGAAGGAAUUCGUCGUCGAAGUUAUGAUGGUCAAAUUGCAACUGUUGAUUGCUCCUCAUGUUACAGGGUAUCUACAUGUGCAGACAAACCCGAAGCUGUCAUACUCACAAACGGGUACUGUGAAUAAUGCCAAAAGAAUCAUUGCCAUAUUUCAAGCACUGGCACCUAAUUUCGACGCCAAACGUAUCUGCAUCAAGAUACCCGCUACAUGGGAAGGCCUAAGCGCAUGUCGUGCGUUGGAAGCAGAAGGAAUAGCCACUCUUGCGACAACUAUGUUCUGUAUGGAGCAAGCAGCACUUGCAUCCGAUGCAAAUUGCACAUAUAUUGCCCCAUAUAUCAACGAGCUAAAGGUCCAUUUUGAGACGGGGUACAUUGAUCCUCACAAGGCCUUUUCUUUCUGCCGUGAAGCACAGGCCUACUACGAUGCUAACAAUCAACGCACACGGGUCCUUGCUGCAUCUCUAACGUCUGUUGAAGAAGUCUUGCAACUUGCAGGCGUUCACCAUGUAACCAUUUCACCCAUUCUCUUGAGUGAGUUAUCUCGCCUUGACGCUACGGCCGCGAAUAAUGAUCUGGGAGACUACUUUGCUGUCACACACACCCCAGAGAAUUUGGAUCUAGCGAAAUACUCCACUAUCCUGGAAAAUGAGAGCUCUUGGAGGCUUGCUUUCACCAGAAGCGGCUUUGGAACGAGCGAGGGCAAAAUUAUCCAAGCGAUCAAUUACUUUUCGGACUUUCAAGAAAAAUUGGAAGAGCUUGCAGGGACUUACACAAUCUGA
Trichoderma gamsii is the source of this 1017-nucleotide messenger RNA. RefSeq lists its product as hypothetical. Gene Ontology annotation, biological process: carbohydrate metabolic process; pentose-phosphate shunt, non-oxidative branch. NCBI's taxonomy places the organism in Eukaryota, Fungi, Ascomycota, Sordariomycetes, Hypocreales, Hypocreaceae. The record is from RefSeq and is a predicted model, not a curated record. Gene Ontology annotation, cellular component: intracellular anatomical structure. Gene Ontology annotation, molecular function: transaldolase activity. The transcript is spliced from 6 exons. Bases 1 to 1017 code for a protein of 338 amino acids.